Messenger RNA from Penicillium roqueforti, 354 nucleotides. RefSeq lists its product as uncharacterized. The transcript has a single exon. The coding region runs from base 1 to 354 and encodes 117 amino acids. Lineage: Eukaryota; Fungi; Ascomycota; Eurotiomycetes; Eurotiales; Aspergillaceae. The record is from RefSeq and is a predicted model, not a curated record.
AUGGUGGGGGAGCUAAAGGUACCAUGGGUACCUACUCAUGACUUCAGGCCCUACCUCUCCGACGCCACCGGCAACCGCCUCGGGUAUUUACUGGCACAACCUUUGAUGCACAUGCACGACCUCAGUUGCAAGUACGGCUUCAUGACCAAUUACUGGCAGACAAUCUUUUUGCGUCAACGACUGGUCGAUGGUGUAUGGAUGGCUGAAUAUUCGGAAAUCAAGGAGGCCAAGACAGAAUUCAACCCAGGCACCAUUGUUAGUGUCAAACAAUGCUUUUUUCACAUGGCAUAUUGUGCGCCUGGGUCAGGACCUGACGAACCUAUCAACGACACCCUGAUGAUGACUGGGUUGUGA